This is a messenger RNA of Planococcus citri (citrus mealybug), 2834 nucleotides long. RefSeq lists its product as uncharacterized. Gene Ontology annotation, molecular function: monooxygenase activity; heme binding; iron ion binding. The coding region runs from base 292 to 2373 and encodes 693 amino acids. The record is from RefSeq and is a predicted model, not a curated record. NCBI's taxonomy places the organism in Eukaryota, Metazoa, Arthropoda, Insecta, Hemiptera, Pseudococcidae. The transcript is spliced from 5 exons.
AUCUUCCCUUUCCCAAUGUACCGUUUCCAGGUGUCUUGUCGCUCGACAGCCGACACCUCUGUUUACGUCUUCAACGAGUGCAAUUAGGUGCCUACCGAGACAUAAUCGCGAAUUAUUUUCGUGAUGACUGACAACACUUCUUUCAUUUACUGACUCAUUCACGAAACGUAUGUAAUUGUGAAGGAAUCGUCGUCGGAUGUUUUGUUUCCUUUUCAGUGGUAGACAUAUGUUACGACGUUUUUCAUAGGAAAUUGAUAAGCUGUAUAGGGCACCAACUUCAAUGAGAUCAUCAUGGAACCACAAGAUUCCAGCAGUUCAGACCUCAUCGCACGUAAUAAUUUCGGAGCAAUCGUACUCGGAUUACUCAUUGUUUUGUACCACGUCUGCAAAACGUAUUAUAAAACACUCAAGAAGAUGGUAUCCGUCCAAUUGAGCAGAUAUACGUCGCCUCAAACCAGCAUCAAUUUACCACUUGGCUUUACCUCGACCAAAGGAGCAGAUUCGGAAUACCUUCGUAUACGAUGUUUCGGAGGCUCUUACCUCAUAAUCAAAAGCCCCGAAUUAGCCUCUAAAAUAAUCAACAACGAUGAUUUCUUCGAAAGCUCUACAUUCACAUCGCAAACGUUAAAUUUAUCUUUGAAUUUAUUGAAUAUUUCUGACAAGAAAAGAAAUUUGAAAAAACUCUCGCACGCUGUUCUAAAAACACGAACGAGUCAUCGAGAAGAAUCGUUUACCGACGACGACACGCUAAAGAAUUCCAUCGAAUAUUCGAUACAUUCGGCGAACGAAUUGCUGGGGCGAACCGAAGACGUUACUACUAUUUCUUUAACAUCGACGAAAAAACCAUACUCGCCGAAAUUACACCCGUCAUUAGCGACGAACGAAGCCAGUGACACGGAAACACGUCGCCGAGAACAGGCAGCAGGCAAAUCUACAUCGAAAACAGAUACUAAUAUGGAAUUGUUAUUAUCCGACCGUUUUGUCGAGCAAAAAGAGCAUCCGGCUUUAAAAGAAUGCUAUUACAACAUCUCGGAACCAUUUACUUUAAUGAAAGUACAAACCGACCAUUCGAAUGGAUGCGAAGAUACUCGAGUAAUGAAUUUAAACAAUACUUUAAUAAAGCACCAAUCAACUGAGCUGAAUGCCAAUGACAAAUCGAUCAGUAUCCGACGACAACUCGAAUCGUCUUUUUUAUUAGCUAAAUAUUGUAUCAAAGAGUUGAUCGUUUUAUUAGAAGCUAAAUCCAACCGUCGAGAUACCGUUAACUUUAACCUUUUUUCGUAUCGACACGCGGUCAAUACACUGGGUGUUUGCUUGUUUGGUAAACAUAUCAGUCAACUGACCGGCUCGAGGUGUCAGUUUUAUCAAGUGUGCGAUGAUCUUAUCGACAUUUUACGCGAUCAACAAAAAAAUAAACUUGUACAGUCUGUGAAAGACUUCCUGAAACUUUUUCAACUAUCGAAACGACCAGAUAGACGAGUUCAAAGGAUUGUAGAGUUUUUCAAUCGGGCUGCGGAUGAUUGCUUGGCUGGACGAUACGAGGGUCAGGAAAACUGUCUCGUUAAUACUUUAUUUAAACAGUUUAUUGACGAUUCGGUUUCACACAAGGAUGAUUACGAGCAAUUAAAAGGUUCAAUUUCAGCCUUUUUGAUAUCGUUUACAGUCAAUGUUUUGGAAAUACUGAGUGGCAGAAUCAGCUUAAUCAUUCGUCAGCUUGCUAAAGACGUUGAAUUGCAGGAAAAAAUCAGAAAUAACGAUAAAGUAGAAUUUGACAUGGAAGGAUUUCCAUUUUUAAAUUUUCAAAACGUCAUUAAACCUACAGCAUCACAUUCAAUUAUCAAAGAAGCUUUAGAAAAUCAUCCCGUCGAUCCAAUCACGCCUUUUAUUUGCAAAUACCCGUAUCGAAUACCGGAGACAAAAAUCCGGGUAAAUCCCACCUGCGUUAUACUCGUACCAAGGCACGUUCUACGAAACAUGCAGCAAAUCGAUUGCAAAGGGAAAUGGCCCGAACGAGGAACUCCUUCGGGAGGCUUUAUCGCCGACCUUGAAACGGAAUCGUUUAAUUUAUUUGUCGAACAAUUUGUGCAAAUCAGUUUGAAGUUAUCAAUAACCAGUUUACUUCAAGAGUACGUAUUUACGUUGGGAGAUACGCAGCGAGAUGAAGAGAAUGAAACUGCGAGCACUUCUUGUAGAUUUACCACCUUACCGAAUGAUAUAUACGUAAAUGUGAACAGAGUAGAUAAACGUGGAAAAGUAAUCACCUUUGAAGAAUCGCUAAAAGCUUUUCACGCUAUGAAAAACGCCCCUUUAUCAUGGCGCUGGCGUACUAUUUUGUCCAAGUAUUUUCCUAAUACGCUGGUAAUAUCAUCCUGAAAUAUUGCGCGUUGUUUGCGCUAAAAACUCCAUGUGUCGGAUUUCAAGAUGUGGAAAAAACAUCACGCAGUAAGCAAUUGGUCAAGUGGAUUGUUGUUCGAGUUCAUUUGAAUAAAAAAAUACACUACAUCAAUUUUUCAAAAUUGGAUUCCUAUUUUUGUAUAGUUAAAGCGGGUGAGAAAGAUGAAAAUUGGUGAGUAAACAGCAACCAGGUCAAAUGACGAAAUUUGAUCACUCAAUCGUGAAAAAGCCAAGAGCCAUAAAAUUCAAAGGUAGGUACAUAUUUUCCAAUACUUUAUCAUUUUACCCAAUUUAUUUUUUUAUCAAGUAGGUAUCUGAAAUGGAAACUAGUUUCAUAUUUUUGUAAAACCUUGGUACCUGCCUAUGAAUUUGUUUAAAAAAUCCAAAUUGUACAGUAUUAAGAAAAGUUUGUUCAAAGCAAUAAAAAUUACUUCCACUUA